UCCCUGAGGCCCGGCCCUACUUCUGCUUCCUGACCCGGGGAUGGCAGCUGGCCUGAAGGGAUGGCUGCUCUGGGCCCUACUCCUGAAUUCGGCCCAAGGGGAUCUCUACACACCCAUUCAUCAGGCUGGCUACUGCACCUUUUAUGAAGAGUGUGGGAAGAAUCCAGAGCUGUCUGGAGGCCUCACGUCACUGUCCAAUGUAUCUUGCCUGUCUAAUACCCCGGCCCGCCAGGUCACAGGGGAGCACCUGGCCCUCCUCCAGCGCAUCUGUCCCCGCCUGUACAAUGGCCCCAACACCACCUUUGCCUGUUGCUCCACCAAGCAGUUGCUGGCAUUAGAGAGCAGCAUGUCUAUCACCAAGGCCCUCCUCACCCGCUGCCCCGCCUGCUCUGACAAUUUUGUGAGCAUACACUGCCAAAACACCUGUAGCCCUAACCAGAGCCUCUUUAUCAAUGUCACCCGUGUGGUUGAGCAGAACGCUUCACAGCCUCCGGCUGUGGUGGCCUAUGAAACCUUUUAUCAGAGCAGCUUUGCUGAGGCGGCCUAUGAGUCCUGUAGCCGGGUGCGCAUCCCUGCAGCUGCCUCGCUGGCCGUGGGCAGCAUGUGUGGGGUCUACGGCUCGGCCCUUUGCAAUGCCCAGCGCUGGCUCAACUUCCAGGGAGACACAGGGAAUGGCCUGGCUCCGCUGGACAUCACCUUCCACCUUGUGGAGCCUGGCCAAGCCUUGGCAGAGGGGAUACAGCCUCUGAAUGCGGAAAUUGCACCAUGCAAUGAGUCCCAGGGUGCAGACUCGGCAGCCUGUUCCUGUCAGGACUGUGCAGCAUCUUGUCCAGUCAUUGCUCGGCCUCCGGCGCUGCCCCCUUCCUUCUACAUGGGUAAAAUGCCAGGCUGGUUGGCUCUCAUCAUUAUCUUCGCUGCGGUCUUUGUGUUGUUCACUGCUGUCCUUGUGCGUCUUCGAGUGGCUUCCAACAGGAAAAAGCGCAAGACACCAAGCCCCCAGGAAGCCCCCAACCGCCCUCGUAAGCGCAGAUUCUCACCUCACACUAUCCUUGGCCGGUUUUUCCAGAACUGGGGCACAAAAGUAGCCUCGUGGCCACUCACCGUCUUGGCACUGUCCUUCGUUGUUGUGAUAGCUUUGUCAGUAGGCCUGAUGUAUAUAGAACUCACCACAGACCCCGUGGAACUGUGGUCAGCCCCCAAAAGUGAAGCCCGGAAAGAGAAGGCUUUCCACGACGAGCAUUUCGGCCCCUUCUUCCGAACCAGCCAGGUUUUUGUGACAGCUCGAAACAGGUCCAGCUACCAGUACGACUCCCUGCUGCUAGGGCCCAAGAACUUCAGUGGGAUCCUGUCCCUGGACCUGCUGCUGGAGCUGCUGGAGCUCCAAGAGAGGCUUCGCCACCUGCAGGUGUGGUCCCCGGAGGCGGGGCGCAACAUCUCCCUGCAGGACAUCUGCUACGCCCCCCUCAACCCGCACAACACCACCCUCUCGGACUGCUGUGUCAACAGCCUCCUUCAGUACUUCCAGAACAACCGCACGCUCCUGCUGCUCACGGCCAACCAGACGCUUGGUGGUCAGACUUCCCUGGUGGACUGGAAGGACCACUUCCUCUACUGUGCCAAUGCCCCUCUCACAUUCAAGGACGGCACGUCUCUGGCCCUGAGCUGCAUAGCUGACUACGGGGCUCCUGUCUUCCCCUUCCUUGCUGUUGGGGGGUAUCAAGGGACGGACUACUCGGAGGCAGAGGCGCUGAUCAUAACCUUCUCUCUCAAUAACUUCCCUGCUGAUGAUCCCCGCAUGGCCCAGGCCAGGCUCUGGGAGGAGGCUUUUCUGAAGGAAAUGCAAGCCUUCCAGAACAGCACAGCUGACAAGUUCCAGGUUGCAUUCUCAGCAGAGCGCUCUCUGGAGGAUGAAAUCAACCGCACCACCAUCCAGGACCUGCCUGUCUUCGCCAUCAGUUACAUUAUCGUCUUCCUGUACAUCUCCCUGGCCCUGGGCAGCUACUCCAGAUGGAAACGAAUAGCGGUGGAUUCCAAGGCUACUCUGGGCCUAGGCGGGGUGGUUGUUGUGCUGGGAGCAGUCAUAGCUGCCAUGGGCUUCUACUCCUACCUGCGUGUCCCGUCCUCUCUGGUUAUCAUCCAAGUGGUACCUUUCCUGGUGCUGGCCGUGGGAGCUGACAACAUCUUCAUCUUUGUUCUUGAGUACCAGAGGCUGCCUAGGAUGCCUGGGGAACAGCGAGAGGCCCACAUUGGCCGUGCCCUGGGCAGUGUGGCCCCCAGCAUGCUGCUGUGCAGCCUCUCUGAGGUCAUCUGCUUCUUCCUAGGGGCCUUGACCCCCAUGCCGGCUGUGCGGACCUUUGCCUUGACCGCUGGUCUGGCGAUUUUCCUCGACUUCCUGCUCCAGAUGACUGCCUUUGUGGCCCUGCUCUCCCUGGAUAGCAAGAGGCAGGAGGCCUCUCGCCCAGACGUCUUAUGCUGCCUUUCACCCCGGAAACUACCUCCACCUGAACAAAACGAGGGACUCUUACUCCGCUUCUUCCGAAAGAUAUACGCUCCCUUCCUGCUGCACAGGUUCACCCGCCCUGUUGUGAUGCUUCUGUUUCUGGCCCUGUUUGGAGCGAAUCUCUACUUCAUGUGUCACAUCAGCGUGGGACUGGACCAGGAGCUGGCUCUGCCCAAGGUGAGUGGCGUCUUCUCAUCCCUUGGUCCUGAGACCUGGGAGAAGCAGCAGUUGGGGCCUCCGGUGUACUUUAUCACCACCUCGGGCUACAACUUCUCCAGCGAGGCAGGCAUGAAUGCCAUUUGCUCUAGCGCAGGCUGUGACAGCUUCUCCCUAACCCAGAAGAUCCAGUAUGCCACUGAAUUCCCUGAAGAGUCUUAUCUGGCGAUCCCAGCAUCCUCCUGGGUAGACGACUUCAUUGACUGGUUGACUCCAUCCACCUGCUGCCGCCUUUACUCCUUUGGUCCCAAUAAGGACGAGUUCUGUCCUUCAACCGACACUUCCUUCAACUGUUUAAGAAACUGCAUGGGCUUCACGCUGGGCCCCGUGAGGCCCACACCAGAACAGUUUGACAAGUACCUGCCCUGGUUCCUGAACGACCCACCCAACAUCAGAUGUCCCAAAGGGGGUCUAGCAGCGUAUAGAACCUCUGUGAAUUUGAGCUCAGAUGGCCAGGUUAUAGCCUCCCAGUUCAUGGCCUACCACAAGCCCCUCAGGAACUCAGAGGAUUUCACAGAAGCUCUCCGGACGUCCCGGCUGCUAGCAGCCAACAUCACAGCUGAGCUGCGGAAAGUGCCCGGCACAGACCCAGACUUCGAGGUCUUCCCCUACACGGUCUCCAAUGUGUUCUAUGAGCAGUACCUGACUGUCCUCCCUGAGGGGAUCUUCACACUGGCUCUCUGCUUUGUACCCACCUUUGUUGUCUGCUACCUCCUGCUGGGUCUGGAUGCACGUUCAGGCAUCCUCAACCUGCUCUCCAUCAUCAUGAUCCUCGUGGACACCAUCGGUCUCAUGGCUGUGUGGGGUAUCAGCUACAACGCUGUGUCCCUCAUCAACCUUGUCACGGCAGUGGGCAUGUCUGUGGAGUUUGUGUCCCACAUCACCCGGUCCUUUGCUGUCAGCACCAAGGCUACCCGGCUGGAGAGGGCCAAGGAUGCUACCGUCUCCAUGGGCAGUGCGGUAUUUGCUGGAGUGGCCAUGACUAACUUCCCAGGCAUCCUCAUCUUGGGCUUUGCUCAGGCCCAGCUUAUCCAGAUCUUCUUCUUCCGCCUCAACAUCGUGAUCACCUUGCUGGGCCUGCUGCAUGGCCUGGUCUUCCUGCCAGUUGUCCUCAGCUAUCUGGGACCUGAUGUUAACCCGGAUCUGGUACUGGAGGAAAAACUAGCCACAGAGGCAGCAACGGCUCCAGAGCCUUCUAGUCCCAAGUACCCCAUCCCUGACACAGACUAUGUUAACCCUGGCUUUGAAGACUCUACCCCUGGAGCUAGUGCUGCUGGCAGCUCUUCGCUCAAAAGUGGCCAGAAGUUUUAAUGGAGUGGGAGGUCAUUCAGGCUCUGUGUCUUCCCUCUGGGUGUCCUCAAGGCCUGGGGGAGGUUGUUCUAAAAAAAUGGCUGGCAUUCUGACUAUGAGGCAGCCAUCAGCACUGGCCGUGGCCCCUUGCUCUCAUACCAGGUUCCCGAGGCUUUGGUCAGUGUGAGAUUGCCUCCUCCUUCUGGCCCAGGGUCCUGGGGCUGCUGAGGACAUGUCUGUCUCAGGCUCAGUCAGGGUAGAUAUUCUCACCCAGUUUUUUCCCUCCCUUAUCAAAACUAUCUCUAGGGCUGGAGAGAA
Messenger RNA from Microtus ochrogaster (prairie vole), 4324 nucleotides. RefSeq names its product NPC1 like intracellular cholesterol transporter 1 (gene Npc1l1). The record is from RefSeq and is a predicted model, not a curated record. Lineage: Eukaryota; Metazoa; Chordata; Mammalia; Rodentia; Cricetidae. Gene Ontology annotation, molecular function: lipid carrier activity; cholesterol binding. Gene Ontology annotation, biological process: sterol transport; intestinal cholesterol absorption; cholesterol homeostasis. The transcript is spliced from 19 exons. Bases 41 to 4027 code for a protein of 1328 amino acids. Gene Ontology annotation, cellular component: plasma membrane.